AGCGGAUACGGAGGGGAACCGAGAAAAAGUCUCUCUUUUUUUGGCCUUUCCCCUUUGCUGAAAUCUUUGCAUUCUGUCGGGGACUAAUUGAAAACCGCGCGACAACUCCGGUUUUCACCGUUCGAGGGGGGCCGCGGACCGGAGAGGACUCACGCGCUCAGGAAGAAGAAACCCAGGUUCAUCAUUUGACUGGGCAGGAGGGCCGUCACUAAAACAUUGGUUUACAUCAGGUGUGAGUCGGGUGGAGGUGCAGAGCAGCAAUCAUGGUGGCUCUGUCAUUAAAGAUCGGCGUGGGGAAUGUGGUGAAAACCAUGCAGUUUGAGCCCUCCACCAUGGUCUACGACGCCUGCCGCAUCAUCAGGGAGAGGGUUCCUGAGGCGCAGCUCGGCCAGCCCAAUGACUAUGGGCUGUUUCUGUCUGAUGAAGACCCAAAGAAAGGCAUCUGGCUGGAGGCUGGAAAGGCCCUGGACUACUACAUGCUGAGGAAUGGGGACACUCUGGAAUACAAGAAGAAGCAGAGGCCUCUGAAGAUCCGCAUGUUGGAUGGCACGGUGAAGACUGUCAUGGUGGACGACUCCAAGAUUGUUAGUGACAUGCUCAUGACCAUCUGUGCUAGAAUAGGUAUUACAAACUAUGACGAGUACUCACUGGUGCGAGACAUUGGCGAGGAGAAGAAGGAGGAGACCACAGGCACCCUGAAAAGAGACAAGACUCUGCUAAGAGACGACAAGAAGAUGGAGAAGCUCAAGCAGAAGCUCCACACAGACGAUGAGUUGAACUGGUUGGACCAUGGUAGGACGUUGAGGGAACAGGGUGUGGAGGAGACAGAGAUGUUGCUGCUGAGGAGGAAGUUCUUCUACUCGGAUCAGAACGUGGACUCCAGAGACCCCGUCCAGCUCAACCUGCUCUAUGUACAGGCCCGUGAUGACAUUCUGAACGGAUCCCAUCCUGUCUCCUUUGACAAGGCCUGUGAGUUUGCAGGCUAUCAAUGUCAGAUUCAGUUCGGUGACCACAACGAGUCCAAACACAAGCCUGGAUUCUUAGAUUUGAAGGAGUUCCUUCCCAAAGAGUACAUCAAGAACAAAGGAGAGAAAAAGAUCUUUCAGGCACAUAAAAACUGUCAGAACAUGACUGAGAUCGAGGCCAAAGUUAGCUAUGUGAAGCUGGCCAGAUCUCUGAAAACCUAUGGUGUGUCGUUCUUUCUGGUCAAGGAGAAAAUGAAGGGUAAGAACAAACUGGUGCCUCGUCUGCUGGGUAUCACCAAGGAGAGUGUGAUGAGGGUGGACGAGAAGACCAAGGAGGUGAUCCAGGAGUGGAACCUGACCAACAUCAAGCGAUGGGCUGCCUCACCCAAGAGCUUCACCCUGGAUUUUGGAGACUACCAGGACGGUUACUACUCUGUGCAGACCACUGAGGGAGAGCAGAUAGCUCAGCUUAUCGCUGGUUACAUCGACAUCAUUCUUAAAAAGAAAAAGAGCAAAGACCACUUUGGCUUGGAGGGAGAUGAGGAGUCCACCAUGCUGGAAGACUCUGUGUCACCCAAAAAGUCCACUGUGUUGCAGCAGCAGUUCAACAGGGUGGGUAAGGUGGAGACGGGCUCUGUGGCCCUGCCAGCCAUCAUGCGCUCAGGAGCUGGAGGACCGGAGAGCAUCCACAUGGGUUCCAUGCCUCAGGCCAAGCAACACAUCACCACUGGACAGAUGCACAAAGGACACAUGGCUCCGCUGACUUCAGCUCAGCAGGCCUUGACUGGAACCAUCAACUCCAGCAUGCAGGCUGUCCAGGCAGCCAAAGCCUCUCUGGAUGACUUCGAUACCCUGCCUCCACUGGGAGAAGAUGCUGCGUCCCAAGCCUGGCGCAAAAACAAGAUGGACGAGUCCAAGCAUGAGAUCCACUCCCAGGUUGAUGCAAUCACAGCAGGCACAGCCUCCAUGGUCAACCUCACUGCAGGCGAUCCAGCUGAGACGGACUACACGGCCGUGGGCUGUGCCGUUACCACAAUCUCCUCCAACCUCACAGAGAUGUCAAAGGGCGUCAAACUACUGGCAGCGCUCAUGGAGGAUGAAGGAGCAAACGGGCAGCAGCUGCUGGGUGCCGCCAAGAACCUGGCUUAUGCUGUCUCUGAGAUGCUCAAGACCGCCCAACCUGCAAACACAGAGCCUCGUCAGAACCUGCUGCAGGCUGCAGGAAACGUGGGCCAGGCCAGUGGAGAGCUGCUGUCACACAUAGGAGAGACGGACACUGAUCCACAGUUCCAGGACAUGCUGAUGCAGCUGGCCAAAGCGGUGGCUAACGCUGCAGCGGCUCUGGUGCUCAAAGCUAAGAACGUGGCCCAGAAGACAGAGGACUCAGCCCAGCAGAACCGGGUCAUUGCAGCAGCCACUCAGUGUGCUCUGUCCACCUCUCAGCUGGUCGCCUGCACCAGGGUGGUGGCUCCAACCAUCAGCUCCCCCGUGUGCCAGGAGCAGCUGAUUGAGGCCGGCAAGCUGGUGGCCAAGUCAGUGGAGGGCUGCGUAGAAGCAUCACAGGGGGCCACCAACGACGAGGGCCUCCUGAAACAGGUGGGCGCGGCCGCACAAGGUGUCACCCAGGCCCUCAACGAGCUGCUUCAGCACAUCAAACAGUACGCCAGCGGAGGGCAUCCCAUCGGACGGCACGGAGAGGCCACCGACCGCAUUCUGGAUGUCACAGAGAACAUCUUCAGCUCCAUGGGAGACGCUGGUGAGAUGGUUCGUCAGGCUCGUAUCCUUGCUCAGGCCACGUCCGACCUGGUUAAUGCCAUCAAGAUGGAUGCAGAGGGAGAGUCCGAUCUGGAGAACUCGCGCAAGCUUCUCUCUGCCGCCAAACUCCUGGCUGAUGCCACCGCCAAGAUGGUGGAGGCUGCCAAGGGUGCAGCAGCUAACCCUGACAGCGAGGAGCAGCAGCAGAGGUUGCGAGAGGCUGCUGAAGGUCUCCGCAUGGCCACCAACGCCGCCGCCCAGAAUGCUAUCAAGAAGCGGCUGGUCAACAAGUUGGAGAAUGCAGCCAAACAAGCGGCGGCAGCAGCCACUCAGACUAUAGCCGCUGCCCAGCACGCGGCCUCGACCAACAAGAACCAGGCGGCCCAGCAGCAGCUCGUACAAAGCUGCAAGGUGGUGGCCGAGCAGAUCCCUCAGCUGGUCCAGGGAGUCAGAGGCAGCCAGUCUCAGCCCGACAGCCCCAGCGCUCAGCUCGCUCUCAUCAGUGCCAGCCAGAACUUCCUGCAGCCUGGUGCCAAGAUGGUUACAGCCUCCAAAGCCACUGUUCCCACCAUCAGUGACCAGGCCUCAGCUAUGCAGCUCAGCCAGUGUGCCAAGAACCUGGCCAGCGCCUUGGCAGAGCUCCGCACGGCCUCACAGAAGGCUCAGGAAGCUUGUGGUCCUCUGGAGAUAGACAACGCUCUGUCAAUGGUGAGAAAUCUGGAGAAGGACAUCCAAGAGGCCAAAGCUUCAGCUGAAGAGGGCAAACUCAAGCCGCUGCCAGGAGAGACGCUCGAGAAGUGCUCACAGGAUCUGGGUACCAGCACCAAGGCUGUGAGCUCAGCCAUCGCCCAGCUGCUGAGUGAAGCCACACAAGGAAACGAGAACUACACAGGCAUGGCAGCCAGGGACGUGGCCCAGGCUCUGAAGUCUUUGGCCUCAGCCGCCAGAGGAGUCGCCGCCAACACCAAGGAAUCAGCACCACGCAGCGCCAUGCUGGACUGCGCCGGUGACGUCAUGGAUAAGUCCGGUAACCUGAUUGAAGAAACCAAGAGGGCCAUUGCCAAACCAGGAGAUGCAGAGAGUCAACAGAGGCUGGCCCAGGUGGCCAAGGCUGUAUCUCAGGCCCUGAACAGAUGUGUCAACUGCCUGCCUGGCCAGAGGGAUGUGGACAACGCCAUCCGCACCGUGGGCGAAGCCAGCAAGUCUCUCCUGGCGGACUCGUUCCCAUCCAGUGGAAGGAGCUUCCAAGAGGUUCAGGCUCACCUCAACGAGGUGGCAGCCGGUCUAAACCAGUCGGCCAAUGAGGUCGUUCAGUCAUCCAGAGGGACCACGCAGGACCUGGCCAGGGCCACCAGCAAGUUCGGACAGGACUUCAGCAACUUCCUGGACGCUGGUGUCGACAUGGCUGGAACAUCCCAGUCUAAAGAGGACCAGACGCAGGUUGUGUCCAACCUGAAGACAAUCUCCAUGUCAUCAAGCAAGCUCCUACUGGCAGCAAAGGCCCUGUCCACCGACCCCAGCUCCCCCAACCUCAAGAACCAGCUAGCAGCAGCUGCUCGGGCAGUUACAGACAGUAUCAACCAGCUCAUCACCAUGUGCACUCAGCAGGCUCCGGGUCAGAAGGAGUGUGAUAAUGCUCUCAGAGAGCUGGAGUCUGUGAGGGGGAUGUUGGAGAACCCGACUGAAGCCGUUACUGAACAGUCGUACUUUGACUGCAUCGACAGCGUCAUGGAGAACUCAAAGGUUCUGGGCGAGUCCAUGGCUGGCAUUUCCCACAAUGCCAAGAACUCAAACCUGCCAGAGUUUGGUGAUUCAGUCAGUGCUGGCUCUAAAGCCCUGUGUGGACUCACUGAAGCAGCUGCACAGGCUGCCUAUCUGGUGGGAGUAUCCGACCCCAACAGUACAGCAGGUCAGAAAGGCCUGGUGGACCCCGCUCAGUUUGCUCGGGCUAAUCAGUCUAUUCAGAUGGCCUGCCAGAACCUGGUAGACCCAGCCUGCACCCAGUCUCAGGUGCUCUCAGCAGCCACCAUUGUGGCCAAACACACCUCUGCGCUGUGUAACGCCUGCCGCCUGGCCUCCUCCAAGACUCCUAAUGCCGUCGCCAAGAGGCAGUUUGUCCAGUCAGCCAAAGAGGUGGCCAACACCACUGCCAACCUGGUGAAAUCCAUAAAGGCUUUGGAUGGAGCCUUUAACCAUGAGAACAGAGAGAAGUGUAGAGCUGCCACUGGUCCUCUGAUAGAAGCCGUGGACAACCUGACAGCCUUCGCCUCCAACCCAGAGUUCGCCAGCAUUCCUGCUCAGAUCAGCCCUGAGGGUCAUGCAGCCAUGGAGCCUAUCGUGGCGGCAGCAAAGACCAUGCUGGAAAGCUCAACCGGCCUGAUCCAGACUGCCCGCUCCCUGGCAGUCAACCCCAAAGACCCCCCCAAAUGGUCAGUUCUGGCAGGACACUCCAGGACUGUGUCAGACUCCAUCAAGAAACUCAUCACCAACAUGAGAGAGAAGGCUCCAGGCCAGAGAGAAUGCGACGACGCUAUUGAGGUGCUGAAUGGCUGCAUCCGUGAAGUUGACCAGGCCUCUCUGGCUGCUAUAAGCCAGCAGCUAACACCUCGGGAGGACAUCUCUAUGGAGACCCUCCACGAGCAGAUGGCGGCCUCAGUCCAUGAGAUCAGCAACUUGAUCGAUCCUGUAGCCGUGGCUGCUCGAUCUGAAGCUUCACAUCUGGGACACAAGGUAUCUCAGAUGGCCAGCUACUUUGAGCCUCUGAUCAUGGCAGCCAUUGGCACGGCGUCCAAGAUCGUCAGCAGCCAACAGCAGAUGGCUGUCUUAGACCAGACUAAAACCCUGACAGAGUCGGCCCUGCAGAUGCUCUACACUGCCAAGGAGGCUGGAGGAAACCCCAAGGCAGCACACAUGCAAGACGCCCUGGAAGAGUCGGUACAGAUGAUGAAGGAGGCAGUGGAUGAUCUGGGUGCCACGCUGGCUGAGGCCGCCAGUGCAGCAGGUGCAGUGGGUGGCAUGGUGGACUCCAUCAACGAUGCCAUCAAUAAGAUGGAAGAUACACCUACUCUUGAACCUGAAGGCACCUUCGUGGACUACCAGACUACCAUGGUUAAGACGGCCAAGGCCAUCGCCGUCACUGUGCAGGAGAUGGUGACCAAGUCUAACACCAACCCAGAUGAUCUCGGAGGACUGGCCAACCAGCUGACCAAUGAGUUUGGUAACCUGGCAGAUGAGGCCAAAUACGCAGCCGUGACUGCAGAGAAUGAUGAAAUUGGUUCUCAUAUUAAGAAGCAGGUUGGAGAGUUGGGUUUCAGUUGCACAGGUUUGGUGACCAAAGCUGGAGCUCUGCAGUGCAGUCCCAACGACUCCUUCACUAAAAAGGAGCUGAUUGAAAGCGCCCGCAAAGUCUCUGAGAAGGUUUCCCAUGUGUUGGCAUCCCUGCAGGCCGGCAACCGUGGCACCCAGGCCUGCAUCACAGCAGCCAGCGCUGUGUCAGGAAUCAUUGCAGAUCUCGACACCACCAUCAUGUUUGCCACUGCUGGUACUCUGAACAGAGAGAACGCAGAGACCUUCGCUGACCACAGAGAAUGCAUCCUGAAGACAGCUAAGGCUCUGGUGGAGGACACCAAAUUGUUGGUGUCUGGUGCUGGAGCCAGUCAGGAGAAACUGGCCCAGGCUGCCCAGUCAUCAGUGUGCACCAUUACCAAACUGGCAGAAGUGGUCAAACUGGGAGCUGCCAGCCUGGGUUCUGAAGACCCAGAGACUCAGGUGGUUUUGAUCAAUGCAGUGAAGGAUGUGGCCAAAGCUCUGGGUAACCUCAUUAGCACCACCAAGGCAGCUGCAGGCAAGCCUCAUGAUGACCCCAGUAUGCUGCAGCUAAAGAAUUCUGCUAAGGUGAUGGUGACCAAUGUAACAUCCCUCCUGAAGACUGUGAAGGCAGUAGAGGAUGAAGCCACGAAGGGAACCAGAGCUCUGGAGGCCACUAUCGAGCACAUCAAGCAGGAGCUGACUGUGUUCAGCAGUUCUGAUCCACCACCAAAGACAACCACACCAGAGGAAUUCAUUCGCAUGACUAAAGGAAUCACGAUGGCAACAGCAAAGGCAGUGGCUGCUGGGAACUCUUGUCGCCAGGAAGAUAUCAUUGCCACGGCCAACCUCAGCAGAAGAGCCAUUGCUGACAUGUUGCACUCCUGCAAGCAAGCUGCCUAUCACCCAGAGGUCAACAAGGAGGUGCAGAUGAGAGCUCUGCGCUAUGGCAGUGAAUGUGCUACUGGAUACCUGGGGUUGCUGGAGCAUGUUCUGGUGCCGAUCAUCCAGAAGCCCACUCACGAUCUGAAGCAGCAGCUGGCCGGCUACUCGAAGCGGGUGGCAGGCUCUGUCACUGAGCUCAUCCAGGCGGCUGAGGCCAUGAAAGGAACAGAGUGGGUGGACCCUGAGGAUCCGACUGUCAUCGCAGAGAAUGAGCUGUUGGGAGCAGCGGCAGCCAUUGAAGCCGCUGCCAAGAAACUGGAGCAGCUGAGGCCGAGGACCAAACCCAAGGAGGCAGAUGAGAGCCUGAACUUUGAGGAGCAGAUUCUGGAGGCUGCCAAGUCCAUCGCUGCAGCCACCAGUGCUCUGGUCAAAGCUGCUUCAGCAGCGCAGAGAGAGCUGGUGGCUCAAGGGAAGGUGGGAGCUAUCCCAGCCAAUGCGGUAGAUGAUGGGCAGUGGUCUCAGGGCCUGAUUUCAGCUGCCCGAAUGGUUGCCGCAGCAACCAACAACCUGUGCGAGGCUGCCAACUCCGCAGUGCAAGGACACGCCAGUGAGGAGAAGCUCAUCUCAUCAGCCAAGCAGGUGGCAGCAUCCACUGCUCAGCUGCUGGUGGCCUGCAAGGUUAAGGCUGACCAAGACUCCCAGACAAUGAAGAGACUCCAGGCGGCUGGAAAUGCUGUGAAGAGAGCCUCUGACAACCUGGUCAAAGCAGCACAGAAAGCAGCAUUUGAAGCUCAGGAUGACCAGGCUGUGGUGGUCCAGAGUAAGAUGGUGGGAGGCAUUGCUCAGAUCAUUGCGGCUCAGGAGGAGAUGUUGCGGAAAGAAAGGGAGCUGGAGGAGGCCAGGAAGAAGCUGGCCAUGAUCAGACAGCAGCAGUACAAGUUCCUUCCUUCUGAGCUGCGGGAGGACGGCCAAGAACAGUGAGCUGUGUCAUCCGUAAUGCAGAAGUCAUCCUUGGAAUGCUCAGGACCUUUCCUCAGCUCAUGCUUCAGUAGAAAUGUAAUAUUAGGCAGACUCACUCUAUUUCCACAGUAAUGUAUCAGGAGGGUUUUUAUCAAUCUGUUUCUGUAUUUAAUUUUCAAAGUCUAAAGCAUAACGAUGCCAAUAAUUAUGAAUUUUAUAAUACUGAGAUAUAUGUGCCUUAAGUCCUUAUCAAGGUAUCUAUGCUUUUGAUUACAUAUGAUUAUAUACAUUUCAAUAUAUCUGCCUUUUUCAUCUUUUUUUUCUUCAAGUUUGUGUGUACAUGUUAUGUGGCUUAGUAAAUUUACAAAGUCCUGCCAGGAAAUUCUGCUCGCCUUCACUGUUAGAACUUUACUGUUACAUCUUAGAGAUGUGAAGGCAAGCAUAAUUUAUGCUUCUUGCCAUUUAAGCCUAAUCUAUGCAAAGUUGUAUGCAGAUUAUUUUUGUGUGUGCGCGUAAACUGAAAAACAGCCUUGAUGCGUAGGUGAUGCUUCUUCGUGAAGCCAGGGGUCUAGGGUCACAUGACAGUGAUGAUAUCCAGUAUGUUGCUUAUCAAACUAUUUAAAGUUGAACAACAAAAUACAAAUUUUAAGGUUAGAUUUGAAAAAAAUGAAAAUAAAAAAUACUGCGUUGUAACAAAUCAAAAACAAAGAAAAUUCAUGUUUUUUUGAUAUAAAAGAAUGAUAUAUGAAAUGUAUUAAAAAGCUAUGAUCUGAUAAGUUGCUAUCUUAUUUGUGUGUUAGGAUUUAAGCAGCUCCAGUAUUUAGAUCUGGAUUACAUUCGUGUAAUGAUCAUGAAGCCAUAUAUUUAAUUUCAAAAGCUUUUGACAUCAAAUUGACUGUAUUUGGGUGCUCAGUGUUUAUUUACUUACUCCAAUAACAUGUUAUCUGUGCCAAAAUUUGUGUUGGAUGCGUUUCCAUCUUCUGUAGAAUUCCUGUCCCAGUAAUAACGCUGGUCUGGCAUAUAUCUGUUGAUGUUUUGCUAAUGAAUCCUUUGUCAGAUAUGACUUAUAGAGUUUAGCUUAUUACCAAGAGCCUUAUGUUCACACACUCUUAUAGUGUAUAAACGCUAUAUUUGUUCUCAUAGUGCCUUUACUUGAUCAAGUCAAGUAUAAAUAUCUGAUUUCAUUUACCCUUUAUGUGCACUUAAAUGUCAGAUCACAGUUUAAAAUCAUCUUUACAUCACAUGUGGCUUUAUUUUCUUUGACGUUUUUGUUUUUAGAGCGAAUAGCUAGAGCAGUAUGCAGAACAUGACCAGAGCCUUUUGUUCAAAUUUUGACUUUACUGUGCUAUAAUUAGAAUGCUGGUGCACACUAGUACGACCUGAUGGGCACUGUAACAGAGAUUUAUAUUCAAUAAAGCCAGUUUUCAGUGA
Mugil cephalus (flathead mullet) is the source of this 9302-nucleotide messenger RNA. RefSeq names its product talin 1 (gene tln1). Bases 264 to 7892 code for a protein of 2542 amino acids. NCBI's taxonomy places the organism in Eukaryota, Metazoa, Chordata, Actinopteri, Mugiliformes, Mugilidae. The record is from RefSeq and is a predicted model, not a curated record. Gene Ontology annotation, molecular function: actin filament binding; structural constituent of cytoskeleton; integrin binding. Gene Ontology annotation, cellular component: ruffle; focal adhesion; plasma membrane. Gene Ontology annotation, biological process: platelet aggregation. The transcript is spliced from 58 exons.